CGGAGACGUCAGACUACAUUUCCCGUGAUGCUUUGCGGCUGCCAACUGUCAUUGGCUGUGGGGGGCGGGGUUUAAUGACAGCUGAGAGAGACGGAAGCGGCUUCGCACGGCGGGGCCCCUAGCGGCCGGCACACAGACGUGCAGCAGUGCUGCUGUGCCGGCAUCAUGUGGGUGUUUGGCUACGGCUCUCUCAUCUGGAAGGUGGACUUCCCCUACGUGGAGAAGUUGGUGGGCUACAUUACGUGCUACAGCAGGAGGUUCUGGCAGGGGAGUACUGACCACCGGGGGGUCCCGGGCCAGCCUGGAAGAGUGGUGACACUUGUCGAGGAUCCAGAGGGCUGCGUAUGGGGUGUUGCCUACAGACUGCCAGAGGGAAAGGAGGAAGAAGUGAAAGCUUAUCUUGAUUUCCGAGAGAAAGGAGGCUACAGGACUACCACUGUUGUCUUUUACCCGAAAGAUCCUUCAAUAAAACCAUUCAAUGUACUUCUGUAUAUCGGAACAUGUGAUAAUCCUAACUACCUCGGCCCUGCUCCCCUAGAAGACAUCGCAGAACAGAUUUUUAAUGCCGUCGGGCCCAGUGGGAAAAAUACGGAAUACCUGUUUGAACUCGCCAAUUCACUCAGGGACCUCGUUCCCGAAGAUGCGGAUGAGCAUCUUUUUUCUUUAGAAAAGUUAGUGAGGGAACGUUUGGAGAGAUACCAAAAUCUAAAUUGUAUAUAAUUGCAAACGCUAUGUGCUAUUGCCACAAACUUUUAUCCAUAGAAAUGGAGAUAUGUGUACAAUAGGUAUAGCUUUUAUUUAUUCUUAGCUAGAAAUGAGUUAUGGAAAUAUUUAAAUUUUAUAUGCAAAUGUUUCUCUCGGAGGUUUUAAAACCUUAAAGUUUUUAAAACACAGUAUUUAUUAAAGCCACAUAUUAAAAGGUGGCGUAGAUUUUAGCUCCAGUGCUUGCUGAUCCGGCAAGCACGAAUUGAGUACUGCAAAGAUGGUCAUAUUUUGCACAAAUCCUACUACUGUACGAUAUAAAAUAACUUGAAAAAAAAAAUAUAAACUGAACUGUAGCAUUACUUGAGAACGUUUCAUGCUAAGAAAAUUAUCUUCGCUGGUUAAAUGGAAAAUCCAGUGCACUUGGUCAUUGUAGCGCGCACUCGCAUAACGUUGUGCAUUGAGAUGAUAAAAUUUUGACUAUCCUUGAAA
Pseudophryne corroboree (corroboree frog) is the source of this 1194-nucleotide messenger RNA. It is a transcript of the gene CHAC2, whose product is annotated as ChaC glutathione specific gamma-glutamylcyclotransferase 2. The coding region runs from base 166 to 720 and encodes 184 amino acids. The record is from RefSeq and is a predicted model, not a curated record. Gene Ontology annotation, molecular function: gamma-glutamylcyclotransferase activity; glutathione specific gamma-glutamylcyclotransferase activity. Lineage: Eukaryota; Metazoa; Chordata; Amphibia; Anura; Myobatrachidae. Gene Ontology annotation, cellular component: cytoplasm. Gene Ontology annotation, biological process: glutathione catabolic process. The transcript has 3 exons.